Messenger RNA from Pyrus x bretschneideri (Chinese white pear), 555 nucleotides. Its product is annotated as leucine-rich repeat extensin-like protein 3. The transcript has 2 exons. Lineage: Eukaryota; Viridiplantae; Streptophyta; Magnoliopsida; Rosales; Rosaceae. The coding region runs from base 1 to 555 and encodes 184 amino acids. The record is from RefSeq and is a predicted model, not a curated record.
AUGACAAGGAAAUGGAUUCCCCGGUCCUUCAAGGCGGCGGUUUUCGGGCUGAUCAUGUUUGCCGGGUUGACAUAUGAAGAUCAAACGGUGGAUCCUGAGACUGGUUUACUAUGCAUCAGUGAAUGCGGUACAUGUCCAGUCCUAUGUUCACCACCUCCUUCUCCUGAACUGGAGCCUUCAGGUCCGCUGCCAUCACCACCACAAUCACCGCCACCAGUGCACCACUCUCCACCUCAAUAUUACUACAUUUCUCCGCCGCCCUCACCACCGAAACAAUCACCAUCACCACCUUCCUCACCGCCAAAACAAUCCCCGUCACCCCCAUCAUAUUCUUCGAAAGGCGCACCUCCUCCUCCUCCUCCUCCUCGGUUUGUCUACUUCUACGACAUGCCUCCUGCCGGUCCAGUGCCAACAGCAGCAACAGGAACUGGAGUGGUGAACAACAAUCCACUUCCUAACUACUUUUACACCUCCAUGGCUUCUUCUCCUUCUUCUGUUCGUGUCAUGCUUUUGUUCAUCUUGUUAGCUCAUCAUCUUGUGUUUUCUUUUUGGUGA